GCGGCAAUUGCAAAAUCAACGAGAAUCCUUUAAAUUUAAGAAUUUACGCCAAAUUAAAACCAAAAAAUCAGCAAAAAGUGUCCUUAGUCAUUCCAGAAAAAAUGGAUGAACACGAAAAUGGCGAAUCCUCUGCUGGUUCCAUCAAUCCAGAUGAUGUCGUAAAUAUCCUUUUAGCGAGUGAUAUUCAUUUAGGUUACAAAGAAGACGACAAAGAACGCGGUCAAGAUUCCUUCAACGCCUUCGAAGAAGUCCUUCAAAUCGCCGUCGCCAAAAAUGUCGAUUUCAUCUUGCUCGGCGGCGAUCUCUUCGACAAAGCAAAUCCCAGCACGUACUGUCUCAAUCGCUGCCUGAUGCUCCUCCGCACGUACUGCAUGGGCGGCGACAAGCCCAUUCUCAUCGAAUUCCUCAGCGAUCAACGUGUCAACUUCAAAGAAUCUCUCAACCAAACCGUCAACUACGAAGACGAAAACUUGAACAUUUCCAUUCCUGUUUUUUCCAUCCAUGGCAAUCACGAUGACGCCAGUUGUUCGGGAAAUUUGAGCGCUUUGGACAUUUUGAGCACUUCCGGGCUGGUAAAUUACUUUGGAAAACUCACAAAUUUACAAAAUUUGGAAGUAAAUCCGAUCAUGUUGCAAAAGGGACAGACAAAAAUUGCCAUUUACGGCCUGAGUUACAUCCAGGACAAUCGAUUAACGCGACUUUUUGACGAUAAAAAGGUCAAACUUGCACUGCCCGAGAACACAGACACGGAUUGGUUCAAUAUUUUCGUGUUGCAUCAAAAUCGGGCGAAUCGCGGAAUGAAAAAUUACCUCCCUGAAGAGUCUUUGCCGGAAUUUUUGGACUUUGUUGUGUGGGGUCACGAGCACGAUUGUCGCAUUGAGCCCGAACAAAAUAGUAAAAAGCGGUUUUUUGUCUGUCAACCGGGAUCGACAGUCGCUACUUCACUCGCAGGAGGCGAAGCGGGCGUCAAAAAAUGCGCUUUACUCCAAAUUCAUCAGAAAAACUUCAAACUUGAACCGAUCACGUUGCAAAGUGUUCGUCCCUUUGUCUUUGACACAAUUUCCAUCGGCGACGUAAUCGCCAAUAACGAUUCUUUUCAAUUUGGGCGCGGUACGAUGGAGGAAAAAGUUCAAAAUUUGGCACGUGAAAAAAUCAAAGAAAUGUUGAAAAAAUGCGAGGAAUUGCGAACAGGUCAUCCGAAACAACCAAAAUUGCCGUUAAUUCGUCUCCGCAUCGAAGUCACGGAAACCAAUCAAAUGUUCCAAAUUGUCCGUUUCGGGCAGGCUUACGGAAAAAUUGUCGCAAAUUCGGACGACAUGAUCCUGUUCAAGCGUCAAAUCAAGCGACGCACCAAAGAUGACGUCAAAGUCGACAAGGAAGCGAUCGAGGAAGCGUUUCUCGUGGAAACCGAACAAAAAGUCAACAAAGUCGAGGAUGUGGUAAAGCGAUAUUUCGACGACGCGGAUGACGAUAUGAAGAUGAAACUCCUUUCCAUGGAUGCCAUGGCGGAAUUGACGCGUUGUAUCAUUGCCGGCACCAGCAAAAGUGACACAAUUUUCGAUUUUUAUCUCAAAGAAGGGCAGAAGUUCGUUGAUGGCUGCGCCGAAGAAGAUUUCGAACAAAAACUCGCAGAUUUUCGAGCGCAAGAAGAACAAGUUUUUAAGGGAUUGUUGCACGUUUUGGACACGGAACGUCGUGAAGCGCCACAAGAUGACCCCGAAGGUGACGAGGAAGAAGAUGAAAGUCCCGUUGCGAUGCCAGCAACUAAAGCAACGCGUGGUAGAGGCAGAGGAACGACAACGACCAAAGCAGCGACAACGACAAGAGGUCGGGGAAGAGGAAGAGGAGCGAAUAGUACGACAACGAAGCAAAAUACGACGAAAAAAGCGUUGAAUGUGAGCGUUUCAAACACAAGUCGUGCGAGUAAGGGAGGAAAAGGGGUUGUUGUUUUGUCUUCGGAUGAAUCGGAUUGAGAAAAUUUACAUUUGAAUGCGAGAAAAUGUAGUAAACCAUU
Culicoides brevitarsis is the source of this 2014-nucleotide messenger RNA. It is a transcript of the gene mre11, whose product is annotated as double-strand break repair protein MRE11. Lineage: Eukaryota; Metazoa; Arthropoda; Insecta; Diptera; Ceratopogonidae. Gene Ontology annotation, cellular component: nucleus; Mre11 complex; site of double-strand break. The coding region runs from base 102 to 1973 and encodes 623 amino acids. Gene Ontology annotation, biological process: meiotic DNA double-strand break formation; telomere maintenance; mitotic G2 DNA damage checkpoint signaling. Gene Ontology annotation, molecular function: single-stranded DNA endonuclease activity; 3'-5'-DNA exonuclease activity; manganese ion binding. The record is from RefSeq and is a predicted model, not a curated record. The transcript has 2 exons.